Molecule: messenger RNA, 2715 nt
Organism: Auanema sp. JU1783
Lineage: Eukaryota; Metazoa; Nematoda; Chromadorea; Rhabditida; Rhabditidae
Source: the annotation of a GenBank genome assembly
AUGAAAACGGGCGUUUUAUUCAUAUUUUUAUUUAACCUAUGCUUUGCCGUUAACAGAAAUGAUUUUAAAACAUGUGAUCAAUCAGCAUUCUGUAAAAGACAUCGUGCUAUAACAGAAAACACUGGAUACUCGGUGGUUGAGCAAUCCGUAUCCCAACAGACUAGUAGCUUAGUUGUAGGUAAAAUCAGAAAUACAGACAAUACGCUCGAGCUCAGAGUUUAUGGUUUGGAGUCUUCCGUGCGAAUUCAAAUUGAUGAAACUCAAGAUGCCAUUCGCAAAAGAUUUGUUCCAACAUUUGCUCUGAAUGGGGAACCUAAACAAGCAAGCUUUGCUUCUGUCAAAAUUGAAAGUUCAUCAACUACCCUUUUGACUCAGAACAAGAAGACAAAGGUUGUUGUUAAUUAUAACCCAUUCGUUGUCGAUAUUUAUAACGAAUUUGAUGAACUUGUUGGACAAGUUAACAGAGACGGCAAGCUCAAGGUUGAAGAGUACCGCAACCGCGAUGAUGGAAAGGAAUACCCAGAAGGUUUCUGGGAAGAGUCGUUCAAGCAAUUCAAAGACAGUAAACCUUUCGGAUCAAGCAGUGUUGGAGUUGAUGUAUCAUUCGUCGGUUUCCGUACUGCAUACGGUUUGCCAGAACACGCUGAUAGUUUUGCUUUGAAAUCUACUGUUGGCAACACAGAUCCUUACAGGCUCUACAAUUUGGAUGUAUUCGAAUAUGAGGUUAACAACCCAAUGGCUUUGUAUGUCGCUAUCCCAUAUAUCGUUGCUCACAAAGCAAGUAGAACUGUUGGAGCUCUUUGGCUUAAUGCAGCUGAAACAUGGAUUGAUACUAGCUCAUCUGCUUCUUCGAGAGGAAUGUUCAGAUCUUUGGUUGACAAAGUCGUUUCUGGAGAUACUAUCCCCCAUUUCGAUGCUCAUUUCAUUUCUGAAUCAGGAUUAGUUGAUAUCUUCUUCUUCACUGGACCAAACCCUCUUGAUGUCCAGAAAGGAUUGGCAGAAAUCACUGGGGUCGCUCCUCUUCCACCAAUGUUCGCUAUUGCUUAUCAUCAGUGUAGAUGGAAUUACAAUGAUGAGCAAGAUGUCGCUCAGGUUAAUGAGAAGUUCGAUGUGUAUGAUAUUCCUAUGGAUGUCAUUUGGCUUGAUAUCGAGCACACUGAUGGAAAGAGAUACUUCACUUGGGACAAGAAUAAGUUCCCACACCCAGAUGACAUGAUUAGCAAAGUUGCUUCUAAAGGAAGAAAAAUGGUUACCAUUGUUGAUCCUCAUAUCAAGAAAGAUGAUGGCUACAGUGUUUACAAGGAUGCUAAAGAUUUAGGAUUGUUUGUUAAAAAAUCUGACGGAACUACCGAUUUCGAAGGACAUUGCUGGCCAGGAGCUUCUGAAUAUCUUGACUUCCUCCACCCAGAGACUCGCAAAUAUUGGAUCAACCAAUUCAAGUUUGAUAGAUAUGUUGGAUCUUCUCCUAAUCUUUUCAUUUGGAAUGAUAUGAAUGAGCCAUCUGUGUUCAGUGGACCAGAAAUUACUAUGGACAAAGACAGUAUUCACUAUGGAAAUAUUGAACAUAGAGAGGUUCACAAUAUGUAUGGACUCUAUUAUCACUCUGCUACGUUCGAAGGAUUGAUUCAAAGAACUGGUGGACGCGACAGACCAUUCUUAUUGACAAGAUCUGGAUUCGUUGGAACACAACGUUCUGCUGCCAUUUGGACUGGAGACAAUACCGCUGAAUGGAGCCAUCUUGCUAUUUCAAUUCCUAUGCUUCUCUCACUUUCUGUUGCUGGAAAUCCGUUUGUCGGAGCUGAUGUUGGAGGUUUCUUCGGUAACCCUGAUGAGCAAUUGAUCACAAGAUGGUACCAAGCUGGUGCUUUCCAACCAUUCUUCAGAGCUCAUGCUCAUAUUGAUGCCAGAAGAAGAGAGCCCUGGGUGUUUUCUGAUGACACCAGAGAAAGAAUCAAAACUGCCAUCAGAAGAAGAUAUGCUUUAUUGCCAUAUUGGUACUCUCUUUUCCGUGAGCAUGCUCAAACUGGUGCCCCAGUUAUGCGUCCUCUGUGGUAUGAGUUCCCCGAAGAUGAGUCUUUCCUUGAGGAAGAAAGAUCUUACAUGCUUGGUAACGCUUUGCUCGUUCAUCCUAUUGUUGAUAAAGAUACCUACAACGCCAACGUUGUUCUGCCAGCUGGAUCCGACAAAUCAACCAAAUGGUAUGACUGGGAAACUGGUGUUCUCCGAACUCAUGGAUCUCAAUACGUUGAUGCUCCAAUCAACAGUAUCCCAGUUUUCCAAAGAGGUGGUACCAUUGUACCCACCUGGCAACGUAUCAGAAGGGCAGCUAGCUUGAUGUUGAAGGAUCCUUUCACUUUGUAUGUUGCAUUAGAUGAUCAGGGAAGUGCUAGUGGAAACAUCUACAUUGAUGACGGUACUACUCAUGACUACCAACAAAACAGUUACGCUAGUGCAUCUGUUGAUUUUAGAACCCUUUCUGCUAAGGAAGCUACUAUCUUCGGUGUUCCAACUGGUGGUUCUUUCGAAGCUAUGAACUGGAUUGAGAAGAUUGAAGUCCGUGGAUUGACCAAGGAACCACAAGAUAUCUCGAUUAUCCGUUCUUCUGACCCAACUGAGAAACUCUAUUUCACUUACGAUCGUGAUAUGAAGUCGUUGACUAUCAGAAAGCCAUUGGUUUCUGUUACCCAGUCAUACAAAAUCACCAUUCUCUUCUGA